Messenger RNA from Sturnus vulgaris (Common starling), 1928 nucleotides. Its product is annotated as serine/threonine-protein kinase PAK 3-like. The record is from RefSeq and is a predicted model, not a curated record. Gene Ontology annotation, biological process: protein phosphorylation. Gene Ontology annotation, molecular function: ATP binding; protein kinase activity. NCBI's taxonomy places the organism in Eukaryota, Metazoa, Chordata, Aves, Passeriformes, Sturnidae.
AGAGUUUUGUUAUGGAAUCAAAAAACACAGUUAAGCCUUACAUCAUUACUCCAUGGAAGCACAGAGUUGAUUUCCAGAUGAGUUUCAUGCAGGAAUAGGAGCUUUGCAGCAGGAGGAAAGUUGACAUCUCACUGCAUGUCAGGCUCCAAAAUGAAAAUGGAACAUCCAGCUGGUCAAGAAGCUGCCUGGAACCAUUCCAGAGUGUGAACCUGCAGCUGCUGCCUCUGUGAUGUCAAGGGCCUAUUGGGGUGUCAGUGAAAGGACAACCGGACACUGCAAUGCAGAGCUCCUCAAUGCCCCCUUUCUCCUGGCAUUCCAGGAGGAUCCUUCUCCUCCAGGAGCUCUCUGCCUGCAAACCAGCCAGGUUUUAUCUGCUUGCUGGGUUAUGCUGCUCUGCAAGUUCUAGCACAGCUCUGCAGAAAUGAUCCGGCAAAUCAGUGCUGCAGCGUGUGAUUUUCUGUCUGCCACAUCUGCAAUGUAUUUUUAUCCAGAUAAACCCUGGCUGGCAACAGCUCAUCUGGGGAAUCUGAUCACCCAGUUAUCCAGAGGUGGAUACAGGGCAGCCCAUCCUUUGGCCACAACACUGCCACCAGAACUUCAACUGGCUCCUUCCCUUCCUGGAGAAGAGGAUAAUGUCAAGGAGGACGUGGAUGAGGAAUUUGCAAUUCUUGCUUCAUCAGAAUUAAUCCACACGAGCUCUCUGCUGGGAGCUGAAGGUACAGAAGACGACACAUUUCUCCUGCCUGACAUCCUCAGCAGCAGCAGGAGCGCUCUGGAGAGACCCAGGGUCCGGCCACAGCAGAAAUCCCAGCUCACAGAGGAAGUGCUGGAGCGGCUGAGGGACAUUGUGAACAAGGGGGACCCUAUGACAAGAUACACUGAAUUUGUUCAAGUUGGUCGAGGGGGUUUUGGGACUGUUUACAAAGCCAUCGACCCAGCCUCAGGAAAUGUGGUGGCCCUGAAGAAGAUGCCUCUCCGCAAACGGAGCAGAAAGGAACUCAUCGUCAACGAGAUUCAGAUCAUGAAGGAUAACAGGCAUCCCAAUAUUGUCAAUUACAUAGACAGCUACCUGGUGCAUGAAGACCUGUGGCUCGUGAUGGAAUAUGUGGAUGGAGGCACUUUAACCAGCGUUCUUGUCCGAGUCUUUAUGGAGGAAAGAAUGAUAGCUGCUAUCAGCAAGGAGUGCCUCAAAGCCCUGGAUUUCCUUCAUUCAAAAAAUGUGAUCCACAGAGAUGUCAAAAGUGACAAUAUUCUCCUCGGAAUGGAUGGAUCUGUGAAACUGACUGAUUUUGGCCUGUGUGCUCAGCUGACCUCGGAGCGGAACACACGGUGCACAGUGCUCGGCUCUCCUUACUGGGUAGCACCAGAAAUCCUGAAAAGGAAGGAAUAUGACACCCAAGUGGACAUCUGGGCCCUUGGGAUCGUGGCCAUUGAAAUGCUGGAGGGAGAACCUCCAUACUUUAGAGAAAGCCCUGUCCAGGCUCAGCGCCUGAUAGCCCAGAACAAGUAUCCCCCUCUGAGGAUGCCCAGCAAGAUGUCGAUUCUGUUCCACGCCUUCCUGCACUCCUGCCUGGACACCGACCCCAGCAUCCGCUGGACAGCCAGGGAGCUCCUGGAGGUAAAGGGCGUGGGAAAUUCUCCUCACCAGGAGCCUUCCUCUCCUGUUAAUCCCCUCUCUGGGUGCUUUUCAAAGUAGAAUUUGGCUUGGAAGGGACCUUUGAAGUCCAUCUGGGCCAACCUCCCUGCCAUGAGUGGGGACAUCUUCAAACUGUUCAGGUUGCUCAGAGCUCUGUCCAACCUGCCUUUGGAUGUUUUCAGGGAUGAGGCAUCCAACACCCCUCUGGGCACAGUGUUUCACCAUCCCUAGCAUAAACAAUUUCUUCCUUAGACCUAACAUGAAUCUCUCCUCUUUUUGUUUAAAACCAUUA